UUGCGACUGAAACAGAAAGAUGUACCAAGUGGCUUAGUUUAUGAGCAGAAUAUAAUUCUGAUUCAUCGAACUUCUCUUCCACAUCUUGAGCAUGGUUUGUUGGCGAAGAUGUUGCGUGUGAGGUCUGUAACUUUGGCUGAUGAGAUGCGAGAAAAUUAUUACUAUGAACACAUAGGAAUGACAAGUCAUAAUGAAACAUUUAGUUUGGAACCAACAGAAGUUCCUUUUAUAAAAUACCCUGAGCAGAUUCCAACAUUUCCUCAGCCAAUAUUCAGUGCAAGUAAUGGUGGUGCCGUGUCUAGAAAAGACUUCUACCUAAUCGCUGGAUUAGUUGCUGGAGUGUUAUGUAUCAGCUUAUUCUUAUGGUGCAGUAAAUACAGGGGCAGAAAGGCUGUUUUUCAACCAGUUUUGCCAAAAUGCAUUUCCAACAGGUCUAGGUCAGGCAUCAACUUCCAUGUGAUUAUUAUAGGACUUCUAAUCAUAGGCUUACUACAAUUUUCCACUCCAUUCUUGUAUUUGAACUAUCCUUUCCCUAAAAGUGAACCACCGAGAAAAACUGGAGCAAUACCUAAAGAUAUUAGGAAUGGAAAUGUUUUUCAAAAAGGAGCACCAUUACAAAAGGGACAAGAAAAUUUGCCAAACAAGGACUCUAGUGUCAAACAAGCGUUUAACCAUAAAUGAUGAUGAAUAUAUAAAUACAAAUAC
Messenger RNA from Owenia fusiformis, 705 nucleotides. NCBI's taxonomy places the organism in Eukaryota, Metazoa, Annelida, Polychaeta, Sabellida, Oweniidae. The record is from the annotation of a GenBank genome assembly.